AUGAAACUCGAUCCGAAGGCGAUUCGCUAUCUCACCUCUGAGGAUUUCAAAGUUCUUGCCGGGGUUGAAGCAGGCAGUCGCAACCAUGAAGUUGUUCCAACACCGUUGAUUUCGCAACUCUCAGGCCUCCGUGGUGGUAGUGGUGUCCAUCGUUCGAUCUCGAAUCUGGCGAAGAUCAACCUAAUCGCCAAAGUGAAGAAUUCGAAGUAUGAUGGCUACAGACUUACCUACGGCGGCCUCGAUUACCUAGCGCUAAAUGCGCACCAGAAGCAAAAGGUUGUUUACUCCGUUGGCAACCAGAUUGGAGUGGGCAAGGAAUCCGAUAUCGUCGUCGUCGCGCACAGUAGCGGAUCGCAGCGCAUUCUGAAAAUCCACCGUUUGGGCCGUAUCUCUUUCCGAACUGUCAAGACAAACCGCGACUACCUCCGACACCGCAGCACAGGAUCAUGGAUGUACAUGUCCCGACUGGCAGCUAUGAAGGAAUUUGCUUUCAUGAAGGCCCUGCGUGAGAACGGGUUUUCUGUACCAGAACCCAUUGCCCAGAACAGACACACUAUCGUCAUGAGUUUGAUCGAUGCUUUCCCUCUUCGCCAGAUCUCUAAAGUACCCAACCCAGAUGGACUUUAUUCGGAGUUGAUGGAUAUGAUCCUAGAGUUGGCACGUUUCGGGCUGAUUCACGGUGAUUUCAAUGAGUUCAAUCUUCUUAUCCAGGAAGAAGUGGAUGCCGAUGCUAGAGAGAAAUACACUCCUGAUACAAAAUUGGAUGAUGUUGCCGAUGAAGAUAUCCGGCUGGUCCCGGUGCUUAUCGACUUUCCGCAGAUGGUCUCAAUUGAUCAUAUGAACGCUGAGAUGUACUUCGAUCGCGAUGUCAACUGUGUCAAGCGCUAUUUCCAGCGCAAGUUCCAUUUUGUCAGCGAGGUGCCUGGCCCAACUUUUGCUCAGGCAAGGAAGAACUUCAUGAAGAACCCCGGUAAGCGUCUGGAUAUUGAGGUUGAAGCAUCCGGUUUCUCAAGGAAGAUGGCACGCGAACUUGAGAAAUAUAUGCAAGAUGUUGGUGUCGAUGGGGAUGCCCGUGAGGAUGGUGAGGAGGACGAGGAAGAGAGCGAGGAGGAGAGUGAAGAGGAAUAUAUUGCAGAGACAGGAGAGCCUAAUGAGGCUGAAAGCUCAAAAGAAGCUGACAAGGAUGUGGAAGAAAGUUCUCAUCAACUGGAAGGGCUUAAGGUAUCUGGUGCCUAA
This is a messenger RNA of Penicillium angulare, 1236 nucleotides long. RefSeq names its product protein kinase RIO2. Lineage: Eukaryota; Fungi; Ascomycota; Eurotiomycetes; Eurotiales; Aspergillaceae. Gene Ontology annotation, biological process: protein phosphorylation; maturation of SSU-rRNA. Gene Ontology annotation, molecular function: ATP binding; protein serine/threonine kinase activity. The record is from RefSeq and is a predicted model, not a curated record. The transcript is spliced from 3 exons. Gene Ontology annotation, cellular component: preribosome, small subunit precursor; cytosol; nucleus. Bases 1 to 1236 code for a protein of 411 amino acids.